Colletotrichum scovillei is the source of this 2356-nucleotide messenger RNA. RefSeq names its product cystathionine gamma-synthase. Gene Ontology annotation, molecular function: pyridoxal phosphate binding; cystathionine gamma-synthase activity. NCBI's taxonomy places the organism in Eukaryota, Fungi, Ascomycota, Sordariomycetes, Glomerellales, Glomerellaceae. The record is from RefSeq and is a predicted model, not a curated record. The coding region runs from base 138 to 1850 and encodes 570 amino acids. The transcript has 3 exons. Gene Ontology annotation, biological process: transsulfuration.
AUCCUCAAAUGGUCCAACGGUCGUGAGCCCGCGGAGAUAUCAAAUUAUCAGGUUCCAAGACUUUAUCAUUUACACCCAGCCUGUCGUUUCUUUACAAAAGGAUCUAUCAAAUACUCACCUUAAAAUACGCUUCAACAAUGCCCGUACUCAAGCCCAAUGCUGAAUUCGGGCACUGCGUGCCCCCUGAGACGCAGUAUGGAAUUACCACCUACGCACCCGGUUGGGAAAAUGCAAUCAAGUUUCGGGAGGGAGAUCGGGCCACCAUGGCUCGUGUUGUACACAUAUAUCCGAGAUUUGGACCCUUCGGGCCCGUCUCCAAGGCACUCAUGGCCAUCUGCGCAAAGAUCAAAACCCCCGAAGGCCACGGAGCACUCUUCUUCACCUCCCCGGCCUCCUUCGCCACCGUCCGCGCCCACGCUCUUCACCCUCACCGGAAGCAGCACGUCCUGACAGACGACGACCUGGGCUACCGGUGUGUAGAUGUCGGCGAUGUGCGCCUCUACCUCGUCACCUACCCGAUGCCCAAGACCCCUGGCGUCAUCGGCGCCUGGCAAAACCCGGGCAUAGGCGUCUCGAUCCGUCUGGCAGAGAAGCUCCUGGAGGACAUUGAGUCCUUGAAAGAGGUCGAGUUCGAAGGCGCGGGAGACUCCUCGCCGCCGACAGAGUAUCUACCCGAGGGCGAGGCACACGGAAAGCUGAGGGAACGUAUCAUUGGGCUCCUUCACCGGGCCGCGAUCGAUCCGGACCAGGUGAAAGCCGAGGCCAGAGACGUGUUUUUGUACCCCACGGGUAUGGCCGCCAUCUUCGCCGCCCAUAGAACCCUGCUCGAGUACCGGCCCGGCAGCGUCGUGAUCCUAGGCAUCGCCUUCCAUAGUACCGUUCACUACCUCCAAGACUCCUCGCCACAGGGCUACAAGCACUUCGGUCCUGUCGACAAAAAGGGUGUCGACGAGUUUGAGUCUUGGCUCGAUGCAGAAACGGCUUCUGGUAGGGACGUGAGCUAUGUCAUCGCCGAGUUCCCCAACAACCCUCUACUAGCCAGCACUGAUAUCAAUCGUAUCAGAAAGCUUUCUCAAAAGCACAACUUCAUCCUCGUGCUCGAUGACACAGUCGGUUCCUUCAGCAACAUCGACAUCCUGCCCCAAUCCGACAUCCUGAUCUCCUCGCUCACAAAGUCCUUCUCAGGCUACGCAAACGUCAUGGGCGGCAGUAUCGUCCUCAACCCGCUCUCACCACACUAUUCCCACCUCCACCCCCUCUGGUCCAAAACCCAUCACAAUGAGCUCUUCAUCGGCGAUGCAGAGGUCCUCCUCUCCAACUCGGAAGACUACCUUCCGCGCACCGCGAUCCUGAACCGCAACGCCGCCGCCAUGGCCGCUCAUCUCCACGCCGAAGCCUCCAAGAACCCUGGAUCAGGAGUCGUGAAAGUCCUCUACCCCUCCGUUCUUCCAGACUACGAGACCUACAAGUCCUUCCUCCGUAAAUCGACACCGGAGCUUCCUGAGCCGGGCGCGGGCUGUCUACUGAGCGUCGACUUUGACUCCGUAGACGCUGCGCGCGCCUUCUAUGACCGGUUGGCGUUUUACCCGGGCCCUCAUCUCGGUGCGCACCGCACGCUCUGCUUGGCGUAUAACACGCUCGCGUUCGGUAAGGACCCCGACGAGGCGGCGUUCCAUCGGUCGUAUGGCAUCUUGGAGGAGACUGUGCGUAUUUCUGCUGGAUUGGAGGAUGUGCAGGACCUUCUUGAUACACUGGAUGAUGCGUUGGCUGUUGCGAGGGAGGUCAAGGAGAAGUUGGCGGAGGGUCCCACGACCGUGGAGGCUGCUGCUGGUCUUGGUGUUUCUGCCUAGCAGUUUGCCUUGUUCAGCUGGGCUGAUUUUGAGGCAGAGUAGAACUCUCGGCCAAUAAAGUAGGUUUAUGGAUUGUUUUCUGCGAAUCACGCUAGAUUCAAAGUCCGUACGGCAUGCCUUUCUCCAAAUAAUUUACAUUCCGGCUGAUCAGGCUCUCCUUUACGCAGGAUUAGGAGACAAAAUUUGCCCAGGUGGUGUCUAGAAUACACCCCUCAUCAUCAGGUAAGUCUGUGUUGCUGUCAGCUGAACGUCUGCUUUACACACACCACUUCUUACACGGCCAUUCCCUCCGAUUGGUCAGUUCUGCAUGUAAUGUGCCAAGUAAUUCAGCCCAAGACCCAGCCUGCUGCGUGCUGCUGUGCCAAGUUGCCAACACCCACGUUGCACAGUUAAAGCCCAAUCUCGUGGGGAGAGAAAGCAAAAGAGAUGGCUAACCCAACUAAAGACGUACUCGGCCUUUCAUUUCACAUUGUUCUUCUAUUUCCUCACUAUCCUCACUAUCCUCA